This is a messenger RNA of Salmo salar (Atlantic salmon), 2135 nucleotides long. RefSeq names its product papilin. The record is from RefSeq and is a predicted model, not a curated record. Gene Ontology annotation, molecular function: metalloendopeptidase activity; serine-type endopeptidase inhibitor activity. Lineage: Eukaryota; Metazoa; Chordata; Actinopteri; Salmoniformes; Salmonidae. Gene Ontology annotation, cellular component: extracellular matrix. Gene Ontology annotation, biological process: extracellular matrix organization; proteolysis.
AUGAAAAACAAAGUGAUGGGGGAAAUCCAAGUUGAAAGGAGCAAAGUGAAUUGAAUUUAAAAGGCGUUAAUUUCAUGCAAGGAGUUAAUUGUAACCGGACACCUGUACUAUAGCUAACAGCUCUGAGAGCUGGGAAGUUAAGAGGGCUGAUAACUGAGUGUCAGUCGCUUUCCUGUCUCCAGGGCGAGUGCACAUCCUUCUGGGACACUGAGCAAGAGGAGUGGAUUUGAACUACAGAGAUCUUGAAAAGUAAACAUGAACAUCCUACUGGUCCUGGUUCUCCUGCAGUUACUGGCUGUACCAUCAUCUUCUCUAACGGCGCCCAGCAAUGACUACUGGGGAGAAUACGGAACCUAUGGGCCAUGCAGCCGCCCCUGUGGCACAGGAGUAGCCAUGAGGACCAGGCAAUGUAUCACAGCAAGGACAGACGGAGGAAACAACUGCGUGGGAUCUUCAAAUUCUUACCGCACCUGUAAUACGCAGGCAUGUCCAGUGGGUUCCAGGGAUAUCCGUGAGGAGCAGUGUGCCCAGUUUAAUAGGAUGGACUUCCAGAGCAAGCGCUACACCUGGCUGCCUUACCAUGGAGCGUCUAACCCAUGUGAGCUGAACUGCGUCCCCCGUGGAGAGAACUUCUUCUACAGACACAGGCCUGCCGUGGUGGACGGGACACCCUGCUAUGUGGGCCGCAGUGACAUCUGUAUCGCAGGCAUCUGUAGGGCGGUGAUCAACGGAGAGAUCCUCGGCAUGGACCGUGAUGUGGCGCCCGCCCCUCCCGCUCCCGCCGCCAACUUGCGCCACCGCGAGUCCCUCACGUACGCCUACACAUACAGCGCCUGGUCCGAGUGCUCAGCCCCCUGCAAUGGAGGCACACAGCACCGUAGUGUACAGUGCAUGGUCCAGGACUCGACGGCGCCCCACGUGGUGGAUGACUCUUACUGCGUCUCCCAGAGACUACCCAGGCCGGCCAGCCAGCAGGCCUGCAACCAGCAGCAGUGUGCCGAGUACAGUGUGUCCAGCUACAGUGUGUGCUCAGUGAGCUGUGGUGAUGGCCAGCAGACCAGGGAGGUGUUCUGUGUGGGGGCGGGAGGAGAGCAUCUUGCGGAGCAGGCCUGCAGCGGUCUGGCACGCCCACCCACAGUCCAGGCCUGCCACAAACAAGCCUGCCAUACCCACAUCAGCUGGCAUGUCAAUGACUUCGGACUGUGCUCUAAGAAGUGUGGUGGAGGGGUGCGUGAGAGAAGGGUGGUGUGUAUGGACAUAGAACAGAACCCACAUGGGGAGGACAGAUGUUCCCCCCAUCCCAGACCCCCCACUGUGGAGCACUGUAACACCCAGGCCUGCCAUGAAGCCCAGAGUGUACCAAGUGUCCAUGACCCAAGAGGACAUGACAGAACUCUGAGAGGAUUUGUGCCUUAUAACCCUUCAGCCACUAACACAGUGUAUGACCCUUACUCCACCACCGUGGUUGGUCCCCACUGUGCCCAGUCAUACUAUGGCUGCUGCCCGGAUGGCCACACUUCCGCUGGUGGGCAUAGAGGAGAGGGCUGUCCCACAGAUGACUGUGAACGCACCCGGUACGGCUGCUGUCUGGAUGGGGUGACUCCUGCUCAGGGUCAUGGAAGGGCAGGAUGUGCUGAUUACCACCCACCUGCGGACCACUCUGCCCCAGCUUAUGCUCAGUCCGGCCAUAUGUGCUCCCUGUCACGUGACGAUGGACCCUGUGCCAACUGGACAUCCCGCUUCCACUACAACUCAGCCACUGGCAGCUGCACCCAGUUCUGGUAUGGUGGUUGCCAUGGCAAUGCCAACAACUUUGUGUCCAGGGACGUUUGCCAGAGGGAGUGUGGCGGCGCCGUCGUGACACCACGACAGGCAUCCCCACCUGCACAGUCUGGCAUGAGAGUAAGGGUGGGCGUGAGGGCGAGGGCGAGGGCAUACCGCGCCCGGUCUUAAGAGACACAGGAUGAAUGUGUUUCAGUCAUACACACACCAUACAGAGGAAAGGAAAGAUAUGAAGCAAUUCCAUAAAUUACUUCAUCUGUGAACAAAUGUCUUCCAAGAUCUGACCUGCACCAUUUCUCUGUGCUUUCUGUCAUUGUUGGUAUCAAUAAACUGAACUGAACAAAUCUGUUGUA